AAUGUCUCAUGGUCAGUCGUGGUGAUGCUCAUCCCAUUUGCUAUCGCCGCGGAGUCAAGGACCGCGUCUUGUCGGGAAAGAUAGGGAACGACGCUAUUUACCGGGUCGCCGCCGGGAAGCUGCGAAAAAGACGGCAACGUGCCGUUAGCAACCUUCAUCCGGUCGUUCGCCAUUGCCCGAAAUAGGGUGAUGCCUCUGUGUUGCUGUAGUGAAUGGUUUGAUUUUUAUACGGGUGGGAUGCGUUAAAGUUGAAGGUGAAGUCGCCACUGAAAUAGCCGCCCUUCGUUAAUACAGAGUUUGGCAAGACGGGGGCAUUCGUGACAGUGAACUACUUGUGGAAGAAAUCUUUGGCUACUAUAUUGUAUAAGGAGUAGUAGAUGUCAUCCUACAUCCUCUCCUCAAUGUCCUUCCCUGCCAUCUGCACCACAUCUUCACAACUUCUCAAUCUGCUAAGGGUUUGUAUAAACAUCCGGAAUCUGCAACAGGUCCACACCCACAUCAUCUGCAAAGGGUUUGAACAAGACCACAUCGUCGUAAACCAGUUGAUUUCAGUUAGCAACUCUUUCUCCUCCAGCGUAGCCUAUGCCACCAGUGUCUUUGAGCGCAUUCUUCAGCCUAACAUCUAUCUCUGGAACACGCUCGUCAAAGGGUAUUGUGAACAUUCAUCUCUAGUACAGUCACUGUCACUUUUCAAUCGAAUGAAAAAAUGUUCAGAUGUUGUUCCGGAUGGAUAUACAUUAACUUCACUGGUCAGGGCUUGUUCUGCUGUGCUUUCUUUGAGAGAUGGGCUGGCCGUUCAUGCGUUGGUAAUCAGGUAUGGGACGAAUAGUAAUGCGUAUGUUGGUUCAUCAUUGAUUACUUUUUAUGGGAAAUGUAAAGAAAUUGAGUGUGCACGUAGGCUGUUUGAUGAGAUUCCUUUGAAAAAUGAAGUAUCCUGGACUGCUAUAAUUGUUGGGUAUGUUAAUUUUGGUGACUUUUCAGAAGCUCAGAAACUGUUUAACAAAAUGCCCCAGAAAAAUCUGGUUUCAUGGAAUGUGAUGAUAACUGCAUUUGUGAAGUUUGGAGACCUCAAUAAUGCCAAGAGACUGUUUGAUGGAAUGCCUGAAAGGAAUGUGGUUUCUUUUACGACAAUGAUUGAUGGGUAUGCAAAAGCUGGGGACAUGGUUUCUGCAAGGGUUUUGUUUGAGCAGUCUACAGGAAGAGAUAUAAUUUCUUGGUCAGCUAUGAUAUCAGGGUAUGCACAGAAUGGACAGCCUAAUGAAGCUGUAAAGUUGUUCUUCGAAAUGUUGUCUGUAAAUCUUAGACCAGAUGAGUUUGUUAUGGUCAGUUUGAUGUCUGCUUGCUCCCAAAUAGGAUGUUUGGACUUGGCUAGACAGGUGGAUUCUUAUGUGAAGCAAAGCUUAUCUAAUCUCCAUCAACCACAUGUAGCGGCGGCUCUUGUAGAUAUGAAUGCAAAAUGUGGAAACAUGGAUAGAGCAAUAGCUUUGUUUGAGGAGAUACCUAAGCGUGACGUAAUUUUGUAUUGUUCGUUGAUGCAGGCACUUUCUAUUCAUGGGCGUUGUGAGGAGGCAGUUGGUCUAUUUGAUAGGAUGCUAAAGGAAGGGUUAGUGCCUGAUGGUGUAGCCUUCACUGUGAUUUUGACAGCAUGUAGUCGUGGGGAGCUUGUUGAAGAUGCCUUUCGUUUUGUUACUGCAAUGAUAAAUGACUACUCUCUAAAGCCUUCCCCUGACCAUUAUGCAUGCAUGGUUGACCUUCUUGGACGGUCAGGAAAGCUCAAAGCUGCGUAUAACCUAUUAAUUAAAACAACGCCCAUUGAGGCCUAUGCUGGUGCAUGGGGUGCACUUCUUGGGGCUUGUAAGCUGCAUUCUAAUAUUGAGUUAGGUGAGGAGAUAGCAUGCAGGCUAUUUGAACUUGAGCCUCUCAAUGCGGGAAAUUAUGUGCUCUUGUCGGGGCUUUAUGCUUCAAUAGAUAGGUGGUUAGAUGUUUCACAUUUGAGAGAUAAGAUGAGUGAGAGGGGUAUUCGGAAGAUACCUGGUCGCAGUUGGAUAUAGUCAUAAAUUGGAUUGCCCCUUUUGCUUGUCACUUUUUCUUCUACAUAUAAUGACAACUGGUACACCGUGUUUUCAGUCCAUUUCUGGAGAAGUGUGGCAAUGUGCAUGGUAUUCACUGUUUUUCUCUACUGAUGCAGCUGCAAUAUCAGUUACCAAUCAGCGGUGAUGCUGCCAAUAUUGUGCAUUGAGAUGCCUUCAUAAUAUGUGGGAGAAGAAAUCCUAUGCUUUACUUUUCUCAGGUAUGGGAACGGUGGUACCGUGUAUGUAACUUCUCAUCUGGAAGUAAAUAUUUAUCGCCACAAGACUACUAGGCAUUUGGUGAGAUGUCAGAUGUCCAAAUCAAGUGUGUUGAAGGGGUUGGGAUUUUGUGCUCUAAACACUGUCGAGUUGAUACACCUUUACUUAAAUCAUCACUGGAUUUGCAUGCUUUUCGGAUUUCAUUUGGACAAUUUCUUUCCUCCAUAGGCUCUUCUUCUUCUGCAAGUCUCGAUGGUUUCAAGCACCUAACUGGAAAAAGAAGGGACUUUGCACCAAUUCUUGGAUUUUUAUAACGAUUAACACUAUAAACAUCUCACUUAGUGCUUCAACUGCCACUACUACCCUGGUUUUUCCCAUAUGUUUUUCCAGCUAAAUAGCCUGUAAGAGACAGCUAUGCUGACAGGGAUUAGCUGAAGGGUUUCCCAGAUUUUGAAGCUCAAAGUUUGGCAGAGGAACUGAGGAGCUUGUGAAGGGAAGAGAAGGAGAAAAACAGGGAAAAUUUAUGCAACUGGAGUUUUCAAAUUCAAGUGCUUGUACUUAACUUGAAUUGUCAGUUCUUUGUUUUGGUGCAAACAUACAGAGAGAAGGCAACUGUUUCGGCAUCAGUAACCGGCGAUGACCCAAAGCAACUACCAGGAUGCCAUCUUAUUUUAAUUCUUGAAGAGAUUCAAACAGAGAUCAGUAGUUUUCAUUGUUGCUUUUUUCACCAAUCAUUGCCUUAAUUCAUGUGAAAAGGAUGUCUGGAGUGGGUGGUAAACUGGUAGCUUAAAUUGGAUAACUUAUUGCCUCAAUUCUUGCUAUAGUUCAGUGGUUGUUGCCUGUUAGGAUGAAUUAAGACAUACGUGAUUUACACAUUAAGUAGUGAUAUUUACUGAAAAAGAACCAAAUCACUUGUUGUGUCCUUGUUUAAUCUCAUAGGUAUUUUUAAGCCCAUGUAAUGAAAUUCUUAUUUUACUUCAGAAAGUAGUAUUUUUACUCAUAAAGGAGGGAAAAGUCUAUUACUUAGCUGGUAAAAUUCGUACACUUAAACCUAUUUGUUAGGUUUGGAUGAUCUUUCUGUUGAGUUUUUAUUGAAGCAAGCUGGCUGAUAAUUGAUAUAAUACUUUUUACUUCGAUAUAAUGCUUUUUACUUUGGUUGUCCAUGUAUUGAUUGAUAAUAUAAUGCCUGUAACUAUAGAUGUUAUUCCCUGGAGCUUAAUUUAGUGCUCAAGUUUACUUAAGUAAUAUUUCACUUAUAGGGUGAUAUUUGUUUUGUUUUGUUUUGUAUUUUACAUUGAUUUUAGAAAUAGAAUGUUCAAAAUAAUCUCAUCUUUGUUUUUGUUUAUCAAAAUGGAUCCCGAAGUUACACUGGCACAUUAAUUUUCGUUUUCUAGAAUCUCCUUCACCUAUGCGUUAAAAUUUUAAACCACUAUAUUUGUAUGUGUAAAUCAUUUGGUCAGUGCUCUAUUUUAGCUUUCCAGGCCACUGUGGUCAUAUUCAUCUCAAUUCUCCUGUUUACAAUAUUUUGAUCUGUGAUAUACACAGAUAUACUGAUCAUUUUUCUGCAAAAAAACAUGUCUAUUUUGCUUUCAUUUUAUUACAAGAAUAGGAGAGGUAAAUUUAUUUGGUAAAUAAUGCUUCAAACUUAUUGCAGUUCACCUUCCUGACCAACUGUACUCGAUUAGUUUUCUAAAUGUAGGUUGAGACCUAUGCAUCCCAGCUGAGACUAAUUGCAAGAGGUGAUAUUAUGGAGGCAGCAGAGUCAUAAGUGAAGCAUCCUCAAAAUCCAUGGCUGAAAUAUUUUUAGAUAACUACGUUGAUUAUGUUCAUAGUGAUGGCGGGAAGCCAUAUUUCAUGUCUCACUGAUGAAUGUUGAUGUUGGCUUGCAAGAUCACUCUGAUAGUAUCGAUAUGUUGCCAUAUUAGGACACCUUUUCAGUUUACUGAAGCUACGACAGUUUUAAAUAAAUUUUUGAAGACAAGGCGUAGCAGGGAAUGUAAGUGCAGGCACUUGUAAAGAAAGAAAUUCAAAGACCGGAAUUGUGAAGAAAAGAUGGCAGCAACAUCACGUCAUGCAUUAUGAGUUUCCAUGAGAAGAGCAAAUUGGCGGCACCUACAGAAGAUAUUCAGAACUAGGCACUACUGCACUAGCUAUGGAGCCAUGUGGACUUGAGAACAACGCUAGAUCGCAGUAAUAGUAGGUGUUCCCUGUAGUGGGCUUGGGGUGGUGUAAAGUUCAUCCAAGGAAACUGCGACCCGUUGACUGGAAUUGACUCGUCAUACUCACUAAUCUGAAACAUGUGUCAACAACAAGCAUGCUCAACGGACGAUUUCGACCGACCCGAGGUUCAUCACGCUUAACAUGCCCAAUCUUUUGAAAUCUUCUUGCGUAUGAAGUGACUCUUCAAUGUGUAAUUGACUCCCAAGUUAAAUCAAAGACAUUUGUUCAUUUUUAUUUUUUAAAGUGCGUUUAAAAUUCUCUCAAGAGGCUGAAAGUUUGUCAUUAUACUGUUGUGAAAUGUAUCUUGUGGAAUGUAAAUUGAUCAAGAAUAUAAAAGAGUUCAUUAUAUU
This is a messenger RNA of Cuscuta europaea, 4858 nucleotides long. The record is from the annotation of a GenBank genome assembly. NCBI's taxonomy places the organism in Eukaryota, Viridiplantae, Streptophyta, Magnoliopsida, Solanales, Convolvulaceae.